GCCACCGCCACCACCUUCUUCUCCCUCUCUUCUUCUCCUUCUCCUUCUCCUUCUUCUUCUUCUUCCUCUUAUUGAUCUGUUUUUAUAUAUCUGAUACUCAAAUUUGUGAGCUAUCCAUGUUAGUGGAGGACAUGUUAAUUUUGUUGAUGGACGUGCUCUUUUUGGCUGUGUUGAUCAAACUCCUGUGCAUCUUGUUGCACUUGAAGCUCGCUGUGUUGUUGAUCUAUUUAGUUGUUGUCUACAUGUUACUUGUUUCUUUAGCCCUGUUUCACUGAUCGAUUUGAGACGUAGCAGAGGAAUCUACUGUUUGGGAUGGCUGAACAAUUCUACACUGUUGCAUCUGAUAGUGAAACCACUGGUGAAGACAAAGCACAAACUCCUCUCCCUAAUCUUGCAAUCGGCAUUGAUAUUGGAACUUCAAAGUGCAGCGUUGCAGUUUGGAAUGGUACACAAGUCGAGCUGCUUAGAAACACCAGAAACCAAAAGCUCAUGAGGUCAUAUGUCAUGUUCAAGGAUGACCUCCCUUCAGGAGGAGUGAGUGAGGAAACCGCUCAUGACGAAAAAGACAUUUUGUCAGGAAGUGCAAUAUUUAAUAUGAAACGCUUAAUCGGUCGGAUGGACACAGAUCAAGUUGUUCAUGCCAGCAAGACCCUUCCCUUUUUGAUACAGACUUUGGAUAUUGGUGUCCGACCAUUUAUUGCAGCAUUAGUGAACAAUGUAUGGCGAGCUACCACUCCCGAGGAAGUUCUUGCCAUCUUUCUACUGGAGCUCAAAGGCAUGGCGGAGAUGCAUCUCAAGUGUCCUAUUAGAAAUGCUGUUCUGACUAUUCCAGUCUCGUUCAGCCGGUUUCAGCACACCAGGAUUGAGCGAGCCUGUGCGAUGGCUGGAUUACAUGUUCUGAGGCUGAUGCCUGAACCCACUUCGGUGGCACUUUUGUAUGCGCAGCAGCAACAGCAGCUUUUGCAUGAGAAUAUGGGGAGCGGCUGUGAGAAAGUGGCUCUUAUAUUCAAUAUGGGUGCUGGGUAUUGUGAUGUUGCUGUAACUGCUACUGCUGGCGGUGUUUCUCAGAUAAAAGCCUUAUUGGGCUGCCCUGUUGGUGGAGAAGAUAUACUUCAGAAUGUCCUGCGCCACCUUUUACCUAACUUGGACAGUUUCUGCGCUGACCACAGUAUCGAGAAAAUUAAGUCGAUGGGAUUACUCAGGAUUGCAACCCAAGAUGCAAUUCACAAACUGUCCAGGGGACAGAAUGUCCACAUUAAUGUGGAUUUGGCCGAUGGGACCAAAGUAUCUAGAACCUUGGACCAACCAGAAUUCGAGAAGGUAAAUGAAAUGGUGUUUGAGCAAUGUGAGAAUCUAAUAAAGCAGUGCUUACUUGAUGCCAAAUUAACUGCAGAGGACAUAAACGAUGUUAUUUUAGUGGGAGGGUGUUCCAACAUUCCUAGAAUCAGGAGUCUCGUGUUAGGCUUGUGCAAGAAGGAAGAACCAUAUAAAGAUAUAGAGCCUCUGGAGGCUGCUGUCCAUGGUGCUGCACUCGAGGGAGCUAUUGCUUUGGGAAUCAGUGAUCCUUCAGGGAGCUUAGACCUGCUAACUAUUCAGGCCACCCCUCUAAGCCUUGGGAUCCGUGCCGACGGUGAUACCUUUGUGCCUAUUAUACACAGGAACACUGCAAUCCCUGCAAGAAAGGAGGUGGUGUUUACAACAUCGCAGGAUAACCAAACUGAGGCCUUAAUUGCUGUUUAUGAAGGCGAGGGGAUGAGUGUGGUAGAAAACCAUCUGCUGGGCUUCUUCAAGGUCACCGGCAUUCCACCAGCGUCGAAGGGAACGGCUGAGAUCAGUGUUUGCAUGGACAUUGAUGCUGCAAAUGUUCUUAGGGUUUUAGCUGGUGUGCUCAUGCCGGGAGGCAAACGAGCCCUCCCACCAUUCAUUGAAGUCAGGAUGCCCACGCUGGACCACGGCCAUGGUUGGUGUGGACAAGCGCUUGUGAAGCUGUAUGGUACUGCGCUUGACUUGGCCACAAUUCCGAAGAAGAUGCAACGGUGAUUUGUGCCCAUAUUUGAAAUUCUUAUAAAAUGAAGUUACAAUCUCUCUAAGUCACCUUGUCAAGGAUUAGAGGUACUUUUUACAUAUUCCGUGCUGUUCGCUGUUCCAGUCAUCCUAGCUCUCUGUCUGUAUUGGUUUGUCAUAAACCGUCUGCAAUGAACUUAAAAGUAAAAGAGUAUUUGCUUCUUGCAUGUAGAUGUGAUCUUGGUUAUUAUGUGGUAUUAAUUAGGUCUAGUCUUUGAAUACAUGAGCCUGUGCUGCAAAGUGAAUAUAAGAUGCGUAUGUGGUACGUUUUCUUGGACAA
Molecule: messenger RNA, 2344 nt
Organism: Ananas comosus (pineapple)
Lineage: Eukaryota; Viridiplantae; Streptophyta; Magnoliopsida; Poales; Bromeliaceae
Product: heat shock 70 kDa protein 8
Exons: 2
Coding region: 313-2040 (575 amino acids)
Biological process (GO): cellular response to unfolded protein; protein refolding
Cellular component (GO): cytoplasm
Molecular function (GO): ATP-dependent protein folding chaperone; ATP binding; ATP hydrolysis activity
Source: RefSeq, a predicted model, not a curated record